UUCGACCCUCUUAGAAGUUCUUUUUUUUUGCACAAUUUUUUUUGGACUUAAGGAAUGAUAGCGUUGCUCAUCUCUUUUGGUGUUCGAGCCUUGAAGUAGGACAAAUCAUAUAACAGUGUCAAUCUGUUCAUUAGAUCGUAACUUCUAUAAAAGCACAAUCUACAUGAUGUUGCCCUUUCCAUGCUUGAAGAGACAUUGCUUCAGCUGGCUCAAGCACCCAAAAGGGACUGACAGGCCGUAGCUUGGAAGCACAUCUUGGCAGGCUGCGAUGGCGGCAUGCACCCAACAAAGCCCAGAGUGGUUAGCAUACUCUGAAUGUCUUUCCAACUGUACAUGUGGAGUGACCAACCUGAACUAUAUGGACUACUGCCGGGAGCGCUUUGUUAGGAAUGUCACAAGACAUGACCUUUGCCUGUGUUUGACUACUCGAUGCAUGGUGCGAUGCUUUCGAGAAGCAGGAUGUGGAGAACUUGGCGGGUGUGCUGCGUUGGAGCUGCAGAUGCCUUGUAACCUUGGCUGUGCAAGAAACGGCUCGGAGCCUUCCAAGCGUUGGGCAUGGCCGACGAAUGAGUGGCCGUGCAUUUCCAGCUUGGAAACCUCAAACUUCGACAGCGUUGAGAAGAUGGAUGAUGUGGAUAGUGCACUCAUCGCUACCAUUGGGGUAGCAUGUUUUGUGGUGAUCAUCAUUAUGUUUAUUUGCUUUUGCACUUGCCGCUACGUUCGAACCGGCAGAUCAGCAAUGGAAGCUGACAUGAGUGGGAGGGCCUGAUAUGGGCGUUUCACCCAGUUGUACAACUUCUCCUUGUGAAGGCCAGCACUGGCUGGGGAAAGUGUAGAACUGCUCAGCAGGCUAGGCAUAAACGCCUCACAAUAGAUGUCGGAAGUUUCGUCGUGCCUGCAACUCUCAAAGAGAA
Durusdinium trenchii is the source of this 914-nucleotide messenger RNA. Lineage: Eukaryota; Dinophyceae; Suessiales; Symbiodiniaceae. The record is from the annotation of a GenBank genome assembly.